Rhipicephalus sanguineus (brown dog tick) is the source of this 895-nucleotide messenger RNA. Its product is annotated as cilia- and flagella-associated protein 298-B. NCBI's taxonomy places the organism in Eukaryota, Metazoa, Arthropoda, Arachnida, Ixodida, Ixodidae. The transcript has a single exon. Gene Ontology annotation, biological process: regulation of cilium movement. The coding region runs from base 154 to 888 and encodes 244 amino acids. The record is from RefSeq and is a predicted model, not a curated record.
GCGUUAAAGUGUACCAAGUGUACCGUGCAUUACCAGCAUUACUCCGUGAGCUCGCCUGUGCGGUCUGGGCAUGUGUAACUUUAUUGUGCUAUCGGUGUGAUAUUGAUUAGCCUUUGAGGCUGGCUGGCUGAUAUUUUACUGCUUUGAGCAGUCAUGGUGAAGAUCAAAGUCCAAUGUGACAACGCCGUUCAGUUCCUAGUCGAAACUUCGCUGUGCACGCCGUUAGAUGCACUUGUGAAUGACCUAACAGGUAUAUACAACGGAGUUUUGGUUAUUCGUCAAGUCGCAGCUGAUAUUGAAGGCUUCGCCAGACAGCUCGUCGCUCACACCAAGGAGCCGCAGGAUGAGUCCACAGCAUCACCGCAGUCGGCGCUGGCCGAGCCUGGCGUGAUCCUCAUGAAAGUAACAGCGGAAGCAUUGGCGAGGGUGUCCAGUGCCCAGUUUGAAUCUGGAAAAUGUCUCACCAAGGACAAAAUUAAGAGCACUAAGGAGAUGCUGAAGACAACUUUAUCUGCCCUGGAGCUUCCUGAAGCUGUAGAAAAGGAGCGAAAAGCGUUGGUAGCAAGCGUUGACAAAGGGGAGAUUGAGAAACCUCUCUCCCUCAGUGAUGCCAAACUUUGGUGGGCGGGAAAAGAACUGUGUCGUGGGAAUGAACUGCGUAAAUAUUUUGGAAACAACGAAAAAACGACAGUGACCGCCACGCUGUCCUCGCAAGCGCCUGCAAGAAACAAACUCUCCGAAGCUCAAUUUAACGAGUACGUGCUUCUGCGAACGAAGAAGAAAAAGGAGUUUGAAGAUCUUGAGCCAGACGAUGAAGCUGAGGCUUAUGAUAGAGAACACUUGCGGAAGUCUGUGCAUGGUCUCAUGGAAAUAAAAUGGAAGCCUUAGCUGCGUA